AUGGUCUAUCAAUGUAAGUGUCUGAAAAUUUAUUGGUUAAAAAGUAUUUUUUUUUUACAAAAAAUAAUUUUUUCUAACUGACUACAAAGUUCCUUGUUUUUAUACAUCUCGGUGUUUGAGUAGUACCGAUAAGACUUCGGUUUGAAUUUUUGGAAUUUUAUCUAGGGCAAAGUCCAGAAUUUUAUUUUUUUAUCCGUUUUGACAUUGCAUGAAUCCGAAGCACUUAUUUUUUUGACUACAUACCGGUCAGCUGGUCUAUAAUAUUCUGUGUUUGAAUUCCACAGCAACUCAAAGAGAAUCGAAAUGCCUCCGCCCUUUUUGGAGUUUCGUCCAAGCGAAAUGUCAAAACCAAAUAAAAUAAAAUAAUCUGGAAAUUAUUUAUUUUCCACCGAUGACUCUCAUGGAAAACUAAUUUUUUAUGGCGAAGACUUCCUAGGUUGCCAUAAAGUCCAACAAUUUUUCAGAUUUUCUCAAAAUUUUGCAUAAACGUAAUUACUAUAAUAAAAUAUAAUAAUAUAAUCCUAUGAGACUUUCAAUGCCAAUCCAUCCUGAUUUUUUGAGAUAAAGGAAAUCCCCUAACCUCCAUAAACUUUUAGAUCAUGAACAUUCCGAGCAGAGUGCUCACGUCACCACCGUCCUGAGAUCCGCCCAAACACCGUUGGGCGAGGUCGGCUCGGACAUGAUUGAGCACACGCAAUUCCCAGUCUAUGCGCAAAAACCCUACUGGAGCGGCGAUGGGAAGGUCGGACAGACCUACAAAGUCUAUGACAAAGAGCCGUUUAAACGGGAGAGGAAACCAACAGACAUUGAGACUGGUCGCGGAACCGGGCUGAAUGUUAAACAGGUAUGCUAACUUUUCAAAAAAGUCUCACAAAAAUAGCAAAAAAUCUCAAAAACCUUCAAAGUUACGUUCUGAUUUCCAGCUAAAUACCUCAUACGAAGCACGAACAACUUAUCAGCGCUCCACCAACGUCCCAGUUGGCCUACGACGGAUUGAAAGUCCAAAAGUUUCUCCGCAGUCAUCACCACCAAUUUACAAAAUAACCUCAGCUCAGAGUAGCCCCAAAGGCAGCGUGAGAGGAUUCCAAUCGGCAGCGUUGAAAUCGCUGGAAGAAAAGGGAAAACGGAAAUUGGAGCAAACCAAGACAACAACUGCGGUCACCACGCACAGCAAGACCACUCUUCAUCAUCAUCAUGGAGGCAAGGGUGAGUAUAACUAAAUAAAAAAAGUUGAAAUCAGUCUGUCGGGAAAAUAAUGAGCACUAUGUUACUUCAAAAAUAUCGCCGCCGCCGAGGAAAUAAAUUGUGUAGCGACAAAAUAAAAUUGCUUUUCACUUCAGCGGCGCGAUCGACGUAGCCGCGUUGCACUCAUUACUUUCCCGACAAACUAGUAUUUGGGCAUCAAAAGACAAAUUGGCAUUCGGGCCUUUCCAGAACGGGAACUCUCCAAGUACACCUUUCAGAUUUUCUUCUUAGCUUUUGCGGACAGUUUGGGUCUAAGCCCCAUAGCAAUCCCUCAAAAUUUUAGCUUGCGCCUUUCAGGGGCAACCGGGUUUCUCAACGGUCUUUGCGACCGAGUGAGUGUGAAAAAUGUGGAUAGCCGGGUCAUAAAGAGAAAAAAAGUUUUUAGCCAUAUCUCUGCCAUUUAAGCGUGGCAAAAAUCAUUUUUACUAAAAAUAUUACAUUCUACAGUAGAAAUAAAUAUCCCCUUUUCUUGGCAAGAUUCGCUAAAAAUGGAUCGCUUUCUCCAAUCAUUUAUGUAAUGAGAAAUUCUAGCUGAUCAAAAAUCGACAUCUCCUACGCCAGUCAAAAUCGAAAGAGUGUCUCCGAAGCCAACAACCGAGCAAACUACACAUACAACUUCCAUUUUUGAGAGAUUUGAGAGACAACGGAAAGAGAGAGAAGCGGCAGAGAAAAAGAGGAAAGAGGAGGCAGAGCUGAGAAAAAGAGAGGUGAAAACAGAAGAAAGGUAAGAUUUGAAAGACAUUUUGUAUUUUUUAAUAUGUCUUCAGCAUGUCAAAUACUUGCCGUAUAAGGAAAAAAGUAAAAUCUUUCUUAAAAAUAAUAAAAAAUGCGAAAAAUUCAGAAUUUUUAUAUUUGCAAAAUCCAUCCCACGUAGUCGGCGUCAAGAGUACUUGAAACCCCCAAAGAAUCACGUUGACAAACAAAAAAUUCUACGUCAUUUUGAGUAACUGUCCAUUUUUGAGACCAGUUUUUGGGGUUUUACUCGGAUUUUUCUUUUUUUUUCAUUUUUCAAAAAAAUUUUUGAAAUUUCAAAGCUCAAAACUUUGAUUUCAAAAGUUUACCUUUGACCUUUGCGCUCGAUUAUUAAGCCGUUUGACGUUUUGUUUAACCAGAAAUGAGUAAUCGCGCUGAUCUUGGAGGGUAUUAUACAUUGUUUAUUCAAGGUGGGCGAGUGAUUUUGCAUAAGGAAAUUUGAUUUUAUUCCCCACGAAAUAUGAAAUUCAAGCCUCCUGCGGAUUUUUAAAAUAUCUGCUGAUAUUUGUGAGGCGUAUUUUACUAAUGAGAGCGAUUUUUGACCGAUAUUUUGGUCAAAAAUUGUUGUAAAUGGCUUGUCUGGAAGUUGAUGAGAUAGAGUAAGUUUAGAAUGGAGUUGCUUGAGAUAUGAUGGGGGUCUUUGCUUCAAAUUUUGCAUAGAUGAUGUACAUAGAUUACAUAGCAAUUACUAAAAAUUAUCCCCCUUUUUUGUAACAGGAGUAGCUGAGAUAUUUGGCAAUUUUUGCUGACUAUACUUUAUGUAAAAUUAGGAAAUUUUUUUUUUGCAAUUUGUCAGUCUAACUAAGGAAUAAUGUAUAUAAAAUAAACUUUUUUGUAUAUAUGUUACACUUGGUAUCUUAAAUUAAAUUCUAAUUUUGUAUGACCCGAAGCAAGAAUAGUUUCUUUUUACGAGAGAGCACAGGAAAUGAGGAGCCGGCGAGGUAAAAUUUCACUAUAACUUUAAGCUUCUGCAUCGCAAAAUUUUAUCUUUUUUUAUAGAAAAAAUUAACGUCUGACUAAUUGAACUUCAAAUUUUAAAAGAAAAAAUUGCAAAAAAUUUGAAUUUUUUCAUCAACUUUUGCCCUAAAAAUCAACUAAAAAAUCAACUUAUUUCACAACACUUUCUAAUCAAAAACUUAAAUAUCAGCGCUAUAGCCAUUAAAAGGUUGCUUCCAAUAUUUCCCAUUCAAGCCUGAAUAACAAUAUUACAGACGGCUUCUUUACAAUAUUCCCGAUUUUUAUUGUAUUCUCAGGAAUCAUUACUAUAUAAUAACCAAAAUUGAUUGAAAAAAAAUUGCUUUUAAUUUGGAUUGCUAUAGUAAUAUUAUUACGACUGUAAUUCCUAUCUAAAAAUGCCAAGAUGUAACAAAAAUCGUGUGAUAAAUGCUGUUGUGAUACGAUAUUUGAUUGACUUUGGGUAUUUUAGGUAAGCAUCAUCCGAGUAGUAAAGGCGUAUUUUACAAAAAAUAAAUAUACUUUUUUCCGUAAAAAUUAUGUUUGCGUAUCUCGCCAUUACAUAAGAUUAUCCCGUAUUUCCGUGAAAGUUCCGUUACGCAUAUGCUAUGCAAAUAUUACACGCUAUAAAUUUCCGGUGUUAAUGAGCUUCCUCUCCGCUCUCAUUAAAUCGCAGUGUGUUCAGAAUUGUCUUGAUCUUUUGGAAGAUAUUGUUCUUCCGGAUAAGUUACUGUAAGUUAAAUAGGGGAAGAACUUUUCAAUAGAGUCAGAGCUCUACAACAAUGGGGCCAACAAAUUUAUUUUUUAUAGAGCGGGGUUGUUGUAUGAAAUUUUUUUUAUGGACAGGUUAAAUAGUACAAGGGUUUGUCACACAUACAAAGUGGUCAUUUUUUCUGGAAAAUUGCAGUCGUCGUAUUUUAAAAAUAAAACAAGAAAUCUCGGAUCAUUGAUUUUUUGCGAAGUGCCACAUUAUCGAAUUCGAAAAAUCAUUUUUCUCAAAAAAAAAUUUUUCUCUGGGAAAGUUUUCUUUGUGACAAUCCGGCGCCAUUUCGUCAAAAAUCAAUGAUCCGACUUUCUUUGUUAUUUCACUUUUUUUUGACGUGCGAUACUUUUUGCUUACAUUUUGUUAGUAUAAUUUUUGCACACAUGUUGGCCAUGGGCCAAGGUCACGAAUUAAUAUCAAUAUUUGAAAAUUUUAGCAACGUGAAGGGUACUAAUUUCGCAUAUGCCUCGGAAAGAAUAAAUUUUAAUUUGUACCAAGUUUCAUCAAAAUCAAAAAAAAAAAAAAAAAAAAAAAAAAUCUUGGCCACCAAAGAAAGUUCAACGGUCGAAAUCACAAAAAAAAUCUAGAAUUUUUCUUCAAAAAUCACAUUUUCAUUUCCCUGUUUCAGACCCGAGCCCCAAGUCCACAAUCAAGGUCGUGUUUACGAGCGCGUUGAAGACAACUAUGAGCGAGAAGGUCGGCAGCAUCAUGUCACAUAUGAGCGUCACGUCAGCGAGUAUCAUUCCAGCAGUCCGAUUCGCAAAUCUCGACCCGAAAGUGCCGCUGAAAGAACGGAAGAAAGAGUGGGCCGAGUAUCGCCUCGAGGGUUGACCCGGUACAACGAAGAUGGCACCAUCAACUACGGAAAAUACGAUGACUGUGAGUUUCUUUUAACUAUAUCAAAAAAAAUUUUUGUUCAUAUUACUAGACUUGCUAUAGUUAUACAUAGAUGAUCCGUAAUUUUUUAUCUAUAUAGUUGUUCUUGUUGAUCUGUAGGUCAUGAUGAUCUGAAUGUCGCGUAAACAAGGUUUUUUGUAUUGUUUUUUCAAACCUUUGCGCAAACAAGCCGCUUUUCCUAGCAGCCAAUUUUUUAGGAUGUUUGGGAAAAAACAAUUUAUUUUUUAUUUUUUUUUGUCCUUGCAAGUUUGUAAAAUACGGCAAGGUCAAAUAAUUUUUCUCUAAUAAUAGAGGAAACAUGAUUAAAUCAUUUUAAAAUACGUGAUACCGAUUGAUAUAUUUUUUUCUAACAGUAAAAAAAUCAACUAUAUCUUCCGUAGAACCUCAAUAAAUUUGAAGAAAAAGAAAUCUCUGAAUAAGAAUAAUUUACUAUCUUUUUAGCCAAUCAAUACGAAUACCUCUCCACCAAGUCCCAAGGCCCUCAAAUCUCCCCUCAACCCGCGGCCAUCAGCCCCGGACGUCGCAUAAUAAAAGAAGAGCAUAUUGUAGAGGAAGAGAGAUACUCCCGAACUUUCGGAGGACGCCGGCCAAUGGAGACAGAGGUCCAACCUUACCACACCUCUCAGAUUCAUCAUUUCAAGUCUUAUGGCGACGAUAAAACACGUCACAGUUCAGCACCCCCGCCAGGUCAACUCACGGUGGACGUUGAGAGUAGGCCUUCCGAAUUUAAGCGGUCUCCACCAACGCCAUUGCGGCAGAUUGACUAUGAAACGUAUCAGGCUGAAGUUCGAAGGCUGAAAGAAGAAGCUAGUAAGCAGAAGACAACUAGCACCAGUAUUGUCCCGCCAGAGCCGGCAAUUGUUAAUUUGGACGGCAAACCAAGUGUAGAGGCGGCUCGUGCAGUCAUCACUGGAGUUCACGUUUCUCCAAGGACGGACAGCCCUAGAGAAGCGUCCAGACCGAAGGUGAAAUACUUUACAACUACUCGCGAGACUCACGAAGAGUUUUAUCGACGCCAUCCCAAGAGCCUGGAGCCUUCACCGACUCCGCUGAACACUCCGUCAAACGAAGAUCCUCAUCGCGAACAAUUCCGAGAGAAAAUUGAGAUAUUGAAACAAUCCAAGCGCUUUAGAGAAUACGGCGGCGGCUCGCAAGGAGUCUCACCGGCUCCGAGAUCUUCCUCGGCCGAUACUUCAAGACAACAUGACGAAACGUUCAGUCCAUUGCCAGCUUAUCCUGAUUCUACAAACUUCCCAGUGUCAUCAGAAUCCCGACAAAGCGACUACGAUCAACAUUUUCGCUCGGAGAUCGAGGAGAAAGAAACAUAUGAACGUGAUGCCAGAGACGCAAGAGAUUCGCCAUUGGCAUCGUCAACACCCACUCCCUAUAAACCUCGCUAUACGGGGGUAUUGAGAAAGGAGGUCAAACAAGAGAUCAUCACCGAGAAGUACGAGCAAAAGCCCGGCCCACAACUCGCUCGGGCCACAAAAGAAGAUCGCCCUACUGUGGCCACCGAGGUCGUUGAAAGGUACAGUAGGCCGGCAAGUGGGGAAACAUGGGUGGAGAGUUCUACCGAGAGAGUUGAAACGGUCCGCGCACCCGCGGAUGAGCUGGUCGAGUCGGAGGAAGUGGCGCGCGACAUUGAGGAGCACGUCCGCUCGGAAUCCGGGCACGCCCGCGAACUCACCGACCCCGAGCCCAUUGGACAUCGGACAGUGGAAGAGGUGGUCGUGAAAGAAGAGCAAUCCAUUGGUGUUGAUCUCGUGGAAUCCGAGGAUAUUCAGAAGAUCGAACCUGCAGAUUCGGCGAAAAAAUUGUUGGUAGUAGAAACUAUUGUUGAAGAAGAGGAAGACGAACGGAGAGAGGAAGAAGAGAGAAUUAGAGAGGAAAGAGAGAGACGGGAAGAAGAAGAGAGACUCAGAAAAGAGCAUGAGAGGAGAGAGAGAAUCGAGAGGGAACGAGAAGAACGAGAGACUCGAGAAAGAGAGGUCAGAGAGCGCGAAGAUAUCACACGAAUCGAAAGAGAGACCAGAGAAUUCGAGGAGAGACAACGAAUUGCCCGAGAGCAACAGGAAAAAGAGGCUCAAAGACUGCAAAAAGAACAGGCCGAGAAGGAGAGACGCGAGAAGAUCAGAGAGAAACGAGAGAAAGAGCAAAAGGAGCAAGAGGAAAGAUUGCGACUGGAACGGGCGGAUCAGGAGCGCCUGGACAAGAUUCGCCAAGACGUGGACGAAAGGGAUCGGCUGGCCAGAGAGCGCGAACAACGCCAGCUGGAAGAGGAGCGCGAUGAGCGCGUUUACUUGGACCGACUGCGCCAGGACAUACGGUACGAAGAGGAGCUGGAGAUGGAGAUUAGACGCAGAAGACGGCCUCACACCGACAUGUACGCGGAAGAACAGUUGAGCAUCGUGGAUGAGGAGGACGAGGAGGCAGUGGAGGAGCGGACGCCCAGAGAGAGUCCGGAACUGGUAAGUUGCGUGGUGCUUUGGGUACGGUAGAUGGACUGUAAGGCAUUUCUAGGUCAACGAAUUUAAGGGAUACCUACCUGAAGCUUGGGUUAACAAUAUAAUGGGCCAAUUUUGACUGCAAGAAACUUUCAGAGCCUUAUAAGAUCUUUUUAACUUGAACCUCUUCAAAAAACGCAAGAUUAAGGUAGCUAUUCAUACUUUUUUGUCAUCCUUUGUCGUGUUUUAGCCUUCAAGAGGCCUGAAAAUCCUUUUAUAGACUAUAUUUUCGACCUAAAGUCUCCUAUAAAAAUUUCGUUAUGAUAUUACGUAACUGUCUCUCUAACUAGUCACCUAUGAAACACACGUUUUUUCCGAGACAUCACUGAUAUUUCCGCAAACAAAGAAGAGUUAUACAUAACGUCUUUUGUUGCAUUCUCGUAUUAUACAUGACUCUCCGGAUCAAGCUGUCUCCUCGGGCUUCAGUAAUCAGCUUAAAACACUAAUCGAGGAAUUCGCUUGAUUGAAAUUGAAAGAAAUAGUCCAUUUUGCAUCUUUUCGGGGUCAAUCGGUCAUUUUGUUACUGUAGGAUUAGCGGUCAUUGGAAGGGGAAACGUUAAUUUUAUACAUACUACAGUAAGAUUGUGUACUACGAUUUUUUCAGCGGACCGACGAGACUGUAACGACCACAGUCACCCGUCAAAUAGAGCCUUCGCCGCGUCAUCGCUUCACCGAAAGCCAAUACAAAACCAUCACCAAAUAUUCGUAUCUUUCGCAUCUUGUCGAGCCAUAUUCCGGGCCUUUGGACAUCAUGCGAAGAGGUCGUGAAAUCCCGGCCAUUGAGUUUGAGCCAGUUCGCCCGACUUCGCGGGAAAGUCGACCGGUCAGAAGGAGGAGGAGUAGUGAUGAAAGUCGGUUCGAAGAAACUGUUACCAGUAUCAAUACGGUAAGGUCUUGUGGCAUUAGUUGUCAUGUCAUCAUACGCCUUUCUCUUUAGUUUAGCAAAGAAUUUUUAUUGAAAUGACUGCGACAAUACGAAGUCUUAAAUUUAGGUGACAACUCGAAAACGCGAGCCCUCAGCGCCACCACCAUCGGAGUACGGUAGAAGACGCUUCGAAGAAACGCAGGAAGACUUUGAUCGUAGAAUUGAGGUAUGUCGAGAAUAUUAUGGGAUAUUUUUAAUUUUGAUCUAUGGUCUUUAGAAGAAAAGCCUUUAAAAGAGAGCCUUUCUAGUUGCCUCAAAAUUUACAUGCGCUGUGAACAGGCUACGGAAAAAUCCCUGAAAGUUGCAGCUCACACCUGUCAGGGGUCGCCAAAAGUUUUAACGGUUUUCUUCCUGGGAGAUCAGGCGGGAUUAGGAGAGCCACGUCAAUCCAGCGCAUUUCCUGGCCCGUCUAUACGUUUCUUCAACGCAGUAUCAAUUGACCAAAAAAUAUAAUGUAACAAAAUUCUUUCGCAAGGAUUUUUGGAAAGUAAAAUUGGAAUCAAGAAAAAUUAUGGCAUUAUUAUCUGAUCGGAAAUUGAAGUCUUAUAGCUUCAACUACGUUAGUUUGGAGAGGUAGCUAGACGUGUAAGGGACAUGUGACCCGGCUUUCAUUCUGCUUACUCUACGCCGCAGAUCCCGUCCGUUUUGGAUUUUGACGACAUUUGGAACGCUUAGCGGGGGCAAUCGAGGUCUAGACAUCGCAAGUUAUGCAAUAUUCCAAAUUUUUUGAUGUGUUUAUAUGACUUUUGUGAAUAGGAAAAAUCAUUUUUAAGCCGCCAGAUUCCAAAAAAUGAAUGCUAUGAAGUGUCAUUGCAAAGCGUAUUUUAAAAAAAACUUAUAUUUUUCGAUUUUUUUACUUAACUUCCUUAUUCAACGAUUCCCUAAAGGUUCUUUUCGUUCAUAUUUUUGAGGAACUCGGAACAAAAACUGUUUUACUUUCUAAGGCAAUUAAAGUUCGGAACUGCAAUUGCACAACAAAACUGAUCGUUUUGCGGUCAGAUCUCGAGUGCGCCAUUACGAACCGGAUUUGCAUUCCAAAUUUUGUCGGGCAUUGUGCAGAGACCAGUCGGAAUAUUGUUUUUAUUUGUAAUAUUCGAUUUGAUAUUCAAAUGGUUACAUGGUAUUUGGGUUUGGAAAGGGAUGAGUGGUCUAGUAGUCGGAUUAAAGGUUGGAGAAUAGUUAUUGAGCAGUUGAUAUUGACAUGUAAAUAGAUUGGAAUGCGGUCCACAAGCUUUGAUGAAACUUUUCGAGAAGGAAGUAUUGUGUACCGUGGGACUGAUAGCAUUCAAUGAAAGUCGCUGAAAAUUGAGAAUAUUUUUCUGAAAAUUAGAUGAAAAGCUUUGAGAUUUUUUGAUAGGACGAUGUUAAAAUUUUCGCAUUUUUUUGAAAAUUUGAGCUUUGGAGACCCCCUCAUUUCAAAGCGUCGGCCCGCAAAUUGACCUGGCUCUCAGACCGCGCCAAGGCUGCUCGUUGAAAGUCAGGCCAGGCAUGGUUAAACCUGUAAGAGUAUUUUACUAAAACAAUAAAAAAAGUGCGCUAAAUUGUCACAGCUUUCAUUUCCUUAUUGUAUUUCGAACAUCUACAAAAUAUUCCCUAUUGAUUUAUCCAUUUUUAAUACUACAAAUUUUUGAUUUUUCGACUAGACUCAAUUUGCCGGUCCGGGCCAAAAAUGCCUGCUCGUCCCGCACAGAAAACGCGGUUGGCCCGGCCCGGUCCAGAAAAGUCAUAUCUACUUGGGAAGAAGACCGUCGACAGUCUGGGCUGUGACCGAAAAGUGUGGGCUCAAAUUUUGAAACAACGAUUUUUCGUUAGCUUUAAGCCAACGGGAAAACUUUCAAAAAUCAGAAUUUCUCCUUGAAUUCAAAUUUUCAAGAUUUGACAUGUGGCCUGCUUAGGAUCGGAUACCUCAGUAAUUAUCCAAGUUUUAAGAUUCCGUUGCAUACAGCAUUUUGCGUUACGUUAUACAAUGUUUUACCCUAGAACUCCCACUUCACCUGUCAUUUCCCCCGCUGACCUCGAUUAAAACUGGCUUUUCCCAAAAAAUUUUUUUUCAUAUUCAUAAUCGCAUCACGUCAUAUUCAAACCAUUUCAUUUGUCAUCCAAAUUUCGCCUCGUUUCAGGAAGAGCUGCGACGAAGAAUGGCUCAAAUCGAAGAGCGCCCGCGCAGAGACUACGAUCCAUAUAAGGUAUGCAAAAGAGUGUUUAUGACGUUGACAGAUCCGAAAUUGACUUCCGCGCGCGAAAAGGCUAUAUUAUUGUGCCCUUCGAGGGCUCAGCGUAAUCUGUAAUGUUGUCUUUUGUGCGGAAAGGGAAGAAAUCCACAAAAGUAAGCGAGUUUGGGAUGUUUUCGAAGGUAUUUUUUUACGAAAAUAAUAGUCAAUAUUUUGAGUUUUAAAAUUUUUUUUGUUAAGCGGCCUUAGGGCAAAUUCUUAUUGUUGACCUUGCAGUGCAAAUUCUCAAAGAUUUUAACGCAAUUUUGCACAAACUUAUAUCAGUAUGACAUACUUGAGAUUUCUGACUCGCAUUUUUGGGAAACAACCGAGAAUUUUGGUACGAAAAUUGGUAAAAAUUUGACACUUUUUUUGGGAAUUUCUCCAAAAAGUUUUCGCCUUGUUUCUAACGGAUAGGGUCAUGAUUCUUCAACGAAUCUAUUUUUCCGGGCGAAAGUUGCAAGGAAAUGGACAAAAAGUGUUUUUACCUCUCUCUGCUUUCUGCAUUUUUUGUACUCUCUCAGCGGCUGUCGAAUAUCUCGGCUGCGUCUGCAAAGCGCAAACUAAAAAUUUUAGGAAUUGACCUGUGGCCGCCAAAGCACAAUAUGCGCAAGAUUUUGAUUAUGCAUAAGCGACGCUUUUUUUGUGACUACGUACUUAUCAAUCUUUCGGGAAAAUAAUGUGGAUUUGUCAAGCCUUGGAAUCGCCCUUCAUGGCUCUGCAACCGCGGCUGGUGAUUUAGUACGCUACCAGAAAAAGGCGAGAGAUUUUUCUGCGACCACAUUAUUUUCCCGACAGACUGAUAUUUCAUUAGGGCAGCAAAAACUUAUACACCAGGUUUUUGGUGUAUAAGCUUUCAAAUUUUCAUUUUUUAAUUUCCUUUUCCAUACAAAAUCAAUGUCUUUUGAUCUUAACUUCCAGUUGCGAGGUAAAACCUCCACCUUCAACUUGCUGUUUACCCGUCAGCUUAACCGAAAAUGAUACGUUUUGGAAUAAGCGUCGUAAAGGAAGUUGGGAGGAUCAGUCGUCGCAAACAUUAAAAGCUCUCGGCGCAAAAGUGUAAAUUUUGACGCAUCUCGGAUUAACACUGAAUAUUUUUCAACAAAAUUUCUGAAAAUGGACAAUGAAUCAUAACCAAAAAGUUUUUUUUGACAUUCAAAAAAAUCAAAAAUGAGAUUCAUCAAAAUUUCCGGUUUUGCGUGUGUUUACAUUUCCUUCAAAAUGGCUUCUUCUGACCCUCGUUAAUCGUCCUGAACAUAUAAAAUACAUAGGGGAAUAACAAAAAAAUGCUUUGAAGAUUUUGAAAAAGGUUGUCAAAGUGUCCGAAGGUUGGGUCUUUUCAAGUUGCCGCUGAUUGUAAACAAUUACAAUCAGAAAUGAUUUUUAAUCUCUGAAAGGGCUGUACAGCUACUUUUGAGUUGCGUUUUUUACGGCUUAGGAAAUGAGAUGUCAAAGAAGUUUUUUUCUGUCUCCUACCACGAAACUUUCCAAUCUCAAACACAGUGCAACUUCGGUACCACGAACAUACAUACAACAGAUCCCUCUGAAAACGAAUGAUGUCAGAGGCCAUGAGGCAUAUUUUUUGGCCAAAUAGUACCUCUGUACAACAAAACCCUUGGUGUAGAAUAAUUUUUUCGGCUCCUACAAUUCCUUGUAGAGGUAUCUGAUUGUAAAGAAUGAUAACAAUCCAAGAAACUUUUCGGACAUUCCGUUUUGUCAAGCGGUAAACUGCAAUAUUCAAAAGUAUAGUUAAAUCUCGGCAACGAAUCGCAGUUAUCGAAGAAUUUUUGACUUUUUGUACGAGGAUUCAUUUUGGGCCAAAAUUACGGCUUGAGACCUCCGGAAUCGUUUUUUAUAGACAGCUAUGCUCGUACGGGGUAUUUGUUAUACAGAGAUCCAGCUGCUGUUGCACUCCAUCUUUUCUACGGCCAAAAAAAUUACGUUUGCUUGACCUUACUCCUUUAUUUCAAUUGAUCUUUUUAUUUGUGACUUUUUCUCCAUAUCCACUUUACUGUUUCUCCCUGUCGACCGGCAAGGUUUGCGUUCCGUCGCCUUGACUUUAGAUUCUGAAUCACACCGGCUUUUUUGGGAGUAAAGCCCUCGCAAACGCGGGGUGUGCCUCAAGGGCAAGCUGGAAUUUUGUUUACCAAACAUGACAAUCAGUUUUUGUUGGAGUAGAGGGAGUCAUUAACGUCCUUAUCAGUCGACCGUCGGGCCUUUUACGACGACGGAGGACGCGGGUGGAGGGAGUUGGGGAUUGCCGAAAAGGAGGGCGUUUUGUAUAGUAAUUCUAGAGUAGUGAGAUGAAAAAUGUUUCUUACAAUGUAACAUUUGAACGGUAGACUCAUUUGCUGUAAAACCUGCCUAUAACGAACAAUUUUAGGGAUCGCAAAAGUGAACUUUAGGGCAAAAUGAGCCUGGUGGGGAUGCGAUUUUCGAUGCGACGUUAAGCUCAUUAUUUUCCCGGCAGAGUGUAAUGGUAACUUGAUGAUUUGAUUUUGUAGCUAAUAUAUUUUAUUCCAGUCAAAAAUUGUCGAUAAGCCCACUCAAAUAUGCCCUGCAAUUUGGAGAUUUAAUUUUUGAUGCUUCCACUGAUAAUCUCGAAAUUCUUGAGGUUCAUUAAGCGAGGGUGUGGCUUCUGUAUCGGCAAAAAAGUGGUCUGUAAUUAAGCCUACGCCUUUUAUGAGUCACCAUUCGUGGUUGUAAAGCUACAACCCGACCGUAUUUAUCAAGGAUAGCCCGCUUUUUAGGGUCUUACUUCAAUUUUCUGACUAGAGAAUUAAUUUUAAUUAAUUCUAAAUCUUGACAUCCUUUCAACUCAAAAAUAUCAUUUCCAAACUUCGGCUUCACUCUUAACCCUUGGCAUCACAAAACAGCCGUCUUAAUCAUCGAGACGUCUCAAAGACCGUCUCCAAAACUUCCCCGUCUCCCCUCUUUUGUUGAUAAACAAUAAAUGUGCGGCAGUGUUCCGGAACGACGGUUUUUUUUAUUAUAGCGACCGGAGCAUUUCUCCGUACUGAUAACACACAACUGCCUAGAGAAUUUCGGGCCUUUUAUCACUCAUUCCUGUUUGUGAUUUCAGUUUGACUCGCUCCAUUCGUCGAAGACGCAUUCAGCGACGCCACUGGCUUCCACUACCCAGUUGAAGUACCCAAUCAGCGAGCCGUCUUCGAAGUAAGUCAACGGGGAUGGUUGGUGGACUUGGUUUAGGUGUUGUUGGGGAAGCGUUGGGGAAAGAAUGUGAGGAAACAAAUUGAGAUGUAGCCUGUUAAAGACAUCAUAGUAUUUUUAGAAGCUAAUUUGAUCUAAAAUGUAGACAAAAAAUGCGUUUUUUGUUAGACAAACAACUUUUUAUGAUCAUUAAACUAUGAUAAAGUUUAUAACAAUACCUAGGUAUAAUAAGCUCCAGUAAAAAAUCCUCUGUAACAAUCAGUUUCAGCGGCCCAAAGAGUAAAUUUUCGAUCAAGAUAAACGAUUGCCAAACAGGAGGAUGUUCUGUAUAGUAAUUUAAAAGUAGUAAGAUGAAAAAUUUUUGUUACUCCGGAAUCGUCGAAUAGUUAUCUCCCGUACAACAAAACCUCCCUAUAACGAGCAAUUUCAUAGAUUCCAGAAGUAAAUUUUUUUGGCCAAAAUAAAGCUAAACAAAACCUCUUUAUAACAAACAAAUUUUUUAAUCGCUUCCGAUCGUUCUACAGAACUUUCACUGUAAACAUUAGGCCCUAAAAUCUAUGUAGCAUCAAAAACUUUACCCUCCAAAACGGUCAAAAUCCCCAAUUGCGCAAAAUAAAACAAUCCGUAAAACGUUGUUUUCCCCUCCAACGUAAUGAACAAACCCAUGCAACGACCCGCAUAUUAUCGGUCAAGCAUAAUGAACACCCUCCAUUCCUCCCCUCUCUACCCUGUUGUUCACGGACGCAUAUGGAUCAAGCCCUCUUUUUUUGUGGGGAUUAGGGAGCUGCGAACGGCGGGGAAAAUACGGAGCGAUACUCUGGUACAGGUCCCGCUCACGUUCGUUUCCUUUUCCAGGCGCGCUUCCUCCAGCUAGCCGCCCUUUUCGCGCGCUGAGGUCAUUGUAAACAACACCGGCUGGAAUGUUUACCUGAGGGUUUUUCGGGAUGGGCGUGCUGGAAGACGGAAUUUGGUGGGGCUGUAACCCGACUCUCGGAGCUGUUGGAGAGGUUGUUGAUUGCCUGCGGGGCCCCCACCGUUGCGAUUUGUUUAUUUUGAAAAGUUUUGAUGCGCGAGGAGGGAAUUGAGGAUCGGGCUGCGGGGAUUGGUUUUUUGAUUGGGAAAUUGGGGUUUGAAAAAAAUUUGAGUUGACUUGAUGAUAGUUAAGAUAGUCUGUGAUUAUUUUUAAUCAGCAAAUUUCAGAAUGGAAUCAAAAACAGAAUACCGCAGCAACAUCCAGUCGCGUGCCAACUUCAGCAGGCCCAACCGGGCGUUGUCUCCUCGUAAGUUGACUAAAAACUGUACACUUCUUUUUUUCCUACCCUAACUCAACUUGCGAUUGAUUUUUCACCCCUAAAACCCUAAAUUGGGCAGCUAAUUUUUAAACAUCCUUGAUCAGCACUAAUUUUCUGAUUUUUUGAUAUAUGUCCCGUCAAAAAGUGGGAGCCCCCAUAAAAGUACUUUCCUUGCGAAAUUUCUCCCUCUAUUAACCCUCUAAUUUUACAGAAGGAGGCUUCGGCUCCAACCGUGUCCUCAAAAUUGUCACUGAAUCCUCAUCCAUCGGAAGUGGAGCCGUCUUCAGCCCAUAUGGCGGAUCCACUGCCGCCUCCACCAUCCGCGACACUCGUGAACGCGAGAAGAAGGAGAUGUCCGACCUGAACGACCGCCUGGCCAGCUACAUCGAGAAGGUGCGCUUCUUGGAAGCGCAGAACCGAAAACUCGGCACCGACUUGGAAUUCCUCCGCUCCCGUUGGGGCCAUGACAGCAGUAGUGUGAAGGACAUGUACGAGGGAGAUCUCCGGCAAGCGAGAAAGGUGCUGGCCGAGACUGAAAAGCACCGUUUUGACUUGGCCGAUCAGCUGAAACAACUGCAAGACGACAUCCUUGCAUACCGCCGUAAAUACGACGAUGCUGUCAAGUCGCGCCAGAUCAACCGGGAUCAGUUGGAGGAGCUGUUGCUAAGACUGAGUGCGCUGGAAAGUGAAGUGAGCUUGCUGAAGAGACGCAUCGCCAAUUUGGAGGGAGAUAUUGCCAGUAUUAAGAGAGAGAACCAGUACUUGAUCACUGGACUUCAGAGGGCUAGAACUGACUUGGAUCAGGAGACCUUGAACAGGAUCGAUUAUCAGAACCAAGCGCAGACCUUGCUCGAGGAAAUUGAGUUCCUGCGAAGGGCUCACGAGUCCGAGAUUAGGGAUCUUCAGGUGAGUUGAUGAUUUAGGAUGCAGGAAGCCACCUUGGCCUUGUUAGAGUAGGCAAAUUGAACCGAGUUUAGUAUUUUGAAGCUAAUAACAGAGCAGAAAUUAAGCCGAAAUUUCAAAAAGUAAUUUCUGCUUCAAACCUCACUUUUAUUUUGUCAUCACACCCAAAUUCCAGGCCAUGGCAUCUCGUGACACCACCAGCGAGAACCGCGAAUACUUCAAGAACGAGUUGGCCGCCGCGAUCCGCGAGAUCCGCCAAGACUACGACCAGCUCACCACCGCCAACCGCACCGACAUGGAGAGCUGGUACAAGCUGAAGGUCCAGGAGAUCCAGACCCAAUCCGUCCGUCACUCCAUGGAGCAGUCCUACGCCUACGAAGAGGUGAAACGGCUGCGCUCUCAGGUCAGCGAGCUGCGCGGAAAGUUGGCCGACCUCGAGGGCCGCAACUCGUUGUUGGAGAAACAGUUGGAGGAGUUGAACUAUCAGCUUGAAGAUGAUCAAAGAACGUAUGAGAGUGCGUUGAACGAUAGGGAUACGCAGAUCCGCAAGAUCCGCGAUGAAUGCCAAAUGCUGAUGGUGGAGCUGCAAAUGUUGCUGGAUACGAAGCAGACGUUGGACGCGGAGAUCGCGAUCUACAGGAAGAUGUUGGAGGGAGAGGAGGAUCGUGCCGGUCUGAGGCAGCUGGUUGAGCAGGUCUAUCGGACUCAUCAUGUCAAGGAGAGCAAUGAGAGCGGUAAGAAGGCCUAGGAAUUGGGGUAGCUAUAAAAAGAUUUUAAACAGGCCAAUUAAAAGUUUUAAUAUAUAUUAUGAUAAAGCAGUUCAAGACCUUUAAAAAUAUGUGUAAUACAUUCAUAUAAAAAUCUUUAUUUCGUAAAAAAACAAUUGGAAAAAAAGAUAUAUAAAAAUCGGAAAAAAUUUUUGGUUCACCCUAAUAUCAUUUUCAAUUAUAUUUUAUCCUUGAUCAUGACCAGUUGGCCCGAAUAUUUACCCUUAUAUAUUUAAAAAAUGCAUAUAUAUCAUCGAUUUUCCAGAAUCCACCCGCGUUCUCCGCGGCGAGACCUCCAGCCGUCAUUCCUACCAACGCUCCGCCAAAGGCAACGUCUCCAUCUACGAGGCCAACCCCGAAGGUCGUUUCAUUAUCCUGGAGAACACCCACCGCGCCCGCGAGGAGCACAUCGGUGAAUGGAAGCUGAAACGUCGCAUCGACAACCGCCGCGACAUUGUCUACACCUUCCCCCGUGACUUUGUGUUGCGCCCCGGCAAGUCUGUGAAGGUAGGGUGGAACCGAACAAGUUUUGGGGGGUUUUUAUAAAGAUUCUUGAUAUUUUGGGACGAUUUUUUGAGGUUUUCCAAAUUUACUGUAGUAUAUAUUUUUUUGUUAAUUUUUGUGGGGUUCAUUUUGAAUAUUUCAGAUCUGGGCCCGCAACCAAGGCAUCCACAGUCCCCCGGAACAACUGGUCUUCGACGCCGAGGAGUCAUUCGGCUCCGGCACCAACGUCCAGACCAUUCUCUACAAUACUCAAGGAGAGGUGAGAAAAACUAGGCAUAUCAUAUCAUUGAGGCAUUUACGCAAUAUUAAACCCUAUAUAGCAAACCCUAAUACAACAAAACACUUUUAUAACGAACAAUUUUGAAGGUCCUAGGAAAAAAUCUUGGGAAAAAUGAACCUUCCUACAACAAAACCCUUCCAUAACGAACAAUUUCGGAGGUCACAAAGAAGAACCUUCCUACAACGAAGCCCUUCUAUAAUCUCUUUUUUCGGAGGUCCUAGGAAAAAAUCCUGGGAAAAAUGAACCUUCCUAGAACUAAACCCUUCCAUAACGAACAAUUUUUUUGGCGUUUUUUGUACAGAGGUUUUCCAACACUUUUAUUUUUCGAAAUCCCUUGAAACUGCCAUCUUUUUUUCAACUUUUAUGCCCCUUUUUUCAGGAACGUGCCACCCUAAUCCAGCGGUCCAGCCAAUCUGCAACUGCCCAUUAA
Molecule: messenger RNA, 17598 nt
Organism: Bursaphelenchus xylophilus (pine wood nematode)
Lineage: Eukaryota; Metazoa; Nematoda; Chromadorea; Rhabditida; Aphelenchoididae
Source: the annotation of a GenBank genome assembly